UAUUCGUUAUGUUCGUAGUCGUUCAGAUUAUCCACUAGAUACAUCUCUAUUAUCAUCCGAAGUAACAUCUUCUUAUCGACGUCGUUCUUCAUUAGAUCAACAAAGUCUUGAUCGAUUGAAAGAAAUGACUAAUAAAUCAAAAUUUUAUAACCAAUUACCAUGGACUAUACGUAAAUUAAUGAUUCGACAAUAA
This is a messenger RNA of Rotaria sp. Silwood1, 193 nucleotides long. Lineage: Eukaryota; Metazoa; Rotifera; Eurotatoria; Philodinida; Philodinidae. The record is from the annotation of a GenBank genome assembly.